AUGAAAAGUUUUGAUGAUUUUAACACUAGUACUAGUGGAGCAAAAACUUCAAACAUUUCAACCACAAUUAAGUGGUCUGCUCCUCCUGGUUCUUUUGUUAAAAUCAAUUUUGAUGGUUCAAUCAGUAGAGAUUUAGCUGCUAGUGGUUUCAUUAUUAGAGACCAUGAUGGAAGCCCAGUUAUUGCUGCCACCAAGUAUGUUGGCAACUCUACUACCCCUGUUGCAGAAGCUACUACACUUAGGGAUAGCCUGAUUGCGGCCAAAGACAAGGGUUUUACAAGACUUGAAGUUGAAGGAGACUCGAAGCUGGUUAUUGAUGCAGUUAAUGGAAUAGUAACCCUACCUUGGAGGCUGCUCAAAUUGAUUGAAGACAUUAGAACUAUUGCAACUUCCUUUUCUCAAAUUUCCUUUAAGCAUAUAUAUAGGGAAGUAAAUUUUGUAGCUGACGCUAUUGCAGAUUUAGGACAUGAAGCUAUGUCUCCUAUGUUCUGGAGUGAUAAGGUUCCUAGGGAGGCUUCUAGAGCCGUAUUGUUUGAUGUUGUAAACAUUGAUUGCCCAAGAGGCUUCUUUCUUUAA
Rosa rugosa (rugosa rose) is the source of this 576-nucleotide messenger RNA. RefSeq lists its product as uncharacterized. The record is from RefSeq and is a predicted model, not a curated record. Gene Ontology annotation, molecular function: RNA-DNA hybrid ribonuclease activity; nucleic acid binding. The transcript has a single exon. Lineage: Eukaryota; Viridiplantae; Streptophyta; Magnoliopsida; Rosales; Rosaceae. Bases 1 to 576 code for a protein of 191 amino acids.